This is a messenger RNA of Staurois parvus, 627 nucleotides long. The record is from the annotation of a GenBank genome assembly. NCBI's taxonomy places the organism in Eukaryota, Metazoa, Chordata, Amphibia, Anura, Ranidae.
UCCCCUUCAGUCUUGCACAGGUGUACUGGCUCCUCCCCUCCAGUCUUGCACAGGUGUACCUGCUCCUCCCCUUCAGUCUUGCACAGGUGUACCGGCUCCUCCCCUUCAGUCUUGCACAGGUGUACCGGCUCCUCCCCUUCAGUCUUGCACAGGUGUACCGGCUCCUCCCCUUCAGUCUUGCACAGGUGUACCGGCUCCUCCCCUUCAGUCUUGCACAGGUGUACCGGCUCCUCCCCUUCAGUCUUGCACAGGUGUACCGGCUCCUCCCCUUCAGUCUUGCACAGGUGUACCGGCUCCUCCCCUUCAGUCUUGCACAGGUGUAUCGGCUCCUCCUCUUUAAUCUUGCACAGGUGUACCGGCUCCUCCCCUUCAGUCUUGCACAGGUGUAGCGGCUCCUCCCCUUCAGUCUUGCACAGGUGUACCGGCUCCUCCCCUUCAGUCUUGCACAGGUGUACCGGCUCCUCCUCUUCAGUCUUGCACAGGUGUACUGGCUCCUCCCCUUCAGUCUUGCACAGGUGUAGCGGCUCCUCCCCUUCAGUCUUGCACAGGUGUACCGGCUCCUCCCCUUCAGUCUCGCACAGGUGUACCGGCUCCUCCCCUUCAGUCUUGCACAGGUGUACCGGCUCC